AUGAGCAUUUCUAGCAUUUUAAACAAUGUAUCUUCUGAUAGAAAUGACAACGAAAGUAAUAAUGGUAAACUUGGUAAUGAUGAUAUCUGUAGUAGUGCUAGUAUCAUUGAUAAUAGUCUUGCCAAUAGUUUUAAUAUAGAAUAUUUGAUGGAGAUUGAUACACUAAUCAAACGUAAAGAUGGAAAAAUCCCAUUCCUUGACAUGACUUUCAAUUUUAAUUGUGAUCAUAUCGAUCAACUAAAUAGCAACAUUAAAUAUACAACUGAUGAUAUCUUUUAUGGAUCUGAUCUUACAGAGGUUGAAGAAUCUCCUAAAAAAUUAAGAGGAAGAAAGAGGAAACUAGAUAAACCAGCACCAUCAUCAUCAUCACCAAUAACAAAACAAAAAAGAAAAUAUGAUAAAAACCCCCCUGAUUCCAAUGUCACAACCGUCACAACUGCUGCUACAACUACCACAAUACCUUUUCCCACCACGUCAAACAUGCCCAACGCCACUGCCACUUUUACCUCAUCACAAUCUGAUGGGAAAAAAAAUAUUUUCAAAUGUAGAGUUCCCGGAUGUGAAAAAGUAUUUAGCUCAUCAAGCAACCGUAGUAGACACCGACGUUUAAAGCAUCCAGAAGAUGAUAUUGGAGAACUCCAUACAUCAAUGAAAUCAUAA
Molecule: messenger RNA, 660 nt
Organism: Entrophospora candida
Lineage: Eukaryota; Fungi; Glomeromycota; Glomeromycetes; Entrophosporales; Entrophosporaceae
Source: the annotation of a GenBank genome assembly